AUGUCGAGUGGAUAUAAAUUGUAUGAUUAUAAUCCCAGCGAGGCAGCGGCCAUCGUCUUUGCCGCGAUUUUUGCGGUAACCACACUCGCACACAUUUUCCAAAUGAUAUCGAGACGCACAUGGUAUUUCACACCAUUUAUCAUAGGCGGGCUGUGUGAGUUUCUCUGUUUAUUCUAUCAAUUACUUUCUCCCCCCUUCUUUUGUUGUGGCGGAAUGCUUUCUAAUGCAAAAAGCCAAAAUACCGUCAAGCUCGGAAACUGCAUUAUCGUGAUCGGUCUUUGCGUGCAAUUGAUCUUCUUCGGGUUCUUCGUAGUUGUUUCGGUGGUAUUUCACCGACGGAUAAACUCGUCUCCAACAGACGCAUCAUUGACGACGAGUGUGCUAUGGUCGCGCUAUUUGAAGGUUCUGUACACCGUCAGUGUGCUAAUUAUGGUCCGUUCUAUUUAUCGUGUUAUAGAGUACGUGCAAGGCACCUCUGGCGUGCUCCAGGAGCAUGAAUAUUUUCUGUACAUUCUUGACGCUACCCUGAUGCUCCUCUGCUGCGUCAUCAUGAAUAUCUUCCAUCCGAGCCAGAUCAUUCAUGGUGGGCAAGUCUAUGAUAAGGUGGACGAGGAUCUGGAGUUGUUGAACAACCGUGGCCAUUAG
This is a messenger RNA of Talaromyces rugulosus, 645 nucleotides long. RefSeq lists its product as uncharacterized. Gene Ontology annotation, cellular component: membrane. Lineage: Eukaryota; Fungi; Ascomycota; Eurotiomycetes; Eurotiales; Trichocomaceae. The coding region runs from base 1 to 645 and encodes 214 amino acids. The transcript has 2 exons. The record is from RefSeq and is a predicted model, not a curated record.